GCCCAGCAGGUAGCGGUAAUGAACCCUAAGUUGGCUUGCAAACCGUCAAUAAACAUCAUAAGAAGAAGACGAAGAAGACGCAUUAAAUGCUGUAGUUAUAGUUCCUGGUUGCACGAAGUAAAGAACCACCCACUCUUCAGUUUAUUGUUAUUCAGAUUUUUAAAGCUAAAGAGUUAUUUCACUGCGGCCAAUAUGUUCAAAAGUUUAGGGACGUGGUUGGGUUUAGAGAACCAGACGUACACAAGGACGUCGGAUGACAAAGAAAAUCCGAACGCUGAGCAGGAAGAAAAGGUAGUAGAAGCACAAAACGAGGUAAACAAACAGCAACCAGCUGAGCAGGACGGAGAACCAUCGGCUAACCAGGAAAACUCUGAGCAGAGCAAAGGACUGGGUGAAUACAUCUUCAGUUUUGCCUCCAGUGCCACCAAGAAGAUCUCAGAGUCAGUGGUAGAGACCGCUCAGACCAUCAAGAAGACUGUGGAAGAAGGAAAAAUUGAUGGCAUCAUAGACAAGACUUUUCUAGGAGACUUCCAAAAGGAGCAAGAGAAAUUUGUCCAAGAGAAGAAAGCCAAAAAAUCUGAAGCAGCAGUUCCUCCCUGGGUUGGCUACAAUGAGGAGGAGACAAUCCAGCAACAGAUCCUUGCUUUGUCAGCUGACAAGAGAAACUUCUUGCGAGACCCUCCCGCCGGUGUUCAGUUCCACUUCAACAUGGAGCAGAUGUAUUCCCUGGCUGCAGUGAUGCUGGAGGAAGACCAGCUCCUUAACCGCAUGCGCUUCGACCUGGUUCCUAAACAUGUGAAAGAGGAGGUGUUCUGGAGGAAUUAUUUCUACCGGGUGUCCCUGAUCAAGCAGUCAGCUCAGCUCACAGCCCUGGCAGCCCAGCAGCAGCAGAAGAGUGGCGAGGACAGAGAGCCCGGUGUUUCACAUCAAGACGUCGUCGUAACAGACAAUGUCAGACCCAAAACACCACCAGUUUCCAUCAGUGACAUACAGAAGCAGCCACCUCAGGAAGAAGAGGAGGAGAUGUCAACAAGUCCAGGAGUAUCAGAGUUUGUGAGCGAUGCUUUUGACUCGACAGCCAUCAACCACGAGGACCUGAGGAAAGAGAUGGAGCAGCUGGUGUUGGAUAAGAAGGACAGUGUCCCCUCUCCUGAUGACGAGUCAGCAGACUGGGAGAAGGAGCUGCAGCAGGAGCUUCAGGAGUACGAGGUGGUGACCGAGUCAGACAACAAAGAUGACCAGUGGGAUCAAGAGAUUGAGAAGAUGCUCCAGGCUGAUGACAGCUAGACAACGACUGUGUGUCUAUCUCCUGUACAGGCAGUGGUCUGGCCCAAAAUGGAUGAAUAAUGAUUCAUAGUGACCAGUGAUGCACAAAGGGGAUGAAGUUCCACAUCCUCUGCCCCACCCUACUGUGAUUACUAUCUUGUACAUUCUCCUGUACCUGAUGAAGGUGUAGAUUGAGUAAUAGCAAGAGUCUGUCACCUAUGCUGCAAGCAGUGGUUGCGUUCAGGCAUAUUGGUGAAAGUACUGCUUCAUUGCUCCUUCCUAAAUUUGUUUUAUCCUCUUGUUUUCUCUUCUCUUUUCUUGUUGUGAUGGGGAAAAGCUGCCAGAGGGCGCUCCAACACAAGAACUAUGAAUUUUAUAAUGGAGG
Messenger RNA from Monopterus albus (swamp eel), 1651 nucleotides. Its product is annotated as synapse-associated protein 1-like. Gene Ontology annotation, cellular component: Golgi apparatus; synapse; cytoplasm. The transcript is spliced from 9 exons. Gene Ontology annotation, biological process: TORC2 signaling; regulation of short-term neuronal synaptic plasticity. Bases 19 to 1287 code for a protein of 422 amino acids. The record is from RefSeq and is a predicted model, not a curated record. NCBI's taxonomy places the organism in Eukaryota, Metazoa, Chordata, Actinopteri, Synbranchiformes, Synbranchidae.